UACACGGGCUACUACAGGUAACAUGAUAACGUCACUCGGGAGGCGCGAGACACACAUUCUAACCGACGCGACCGAAGUGCGCUGCGAUGCUGUCUCACGUGCGUGGAUACCAGCACUUGUUGCUGCUCUGCAUUCUGCUGAAGAAGAACUGUCACGCGGUCAAGAACGACGCAACGGAGAUGUUAAACGGCCACAUCUUCCCGCCGGUGCAGGAGACACCGACUAACGUGUCUCUGAACAGAGCGGGAAACGGCGGCAGGAGCUUGGACACAACUACUAAACUUGAUCAGAGCCAGGUUGGGUGUCGAGAGCUGCGCUCCACCAAGUACAUCUCUGACGGCCAGUGCACGAGCCUGAGCCCGGUGAAGGAGCUGGUGUGUGCGGGCGAGUGCCUGCCCUCUCACCUGCUCCCCAACUGGAUCGGCGCCAGCGUCGGCGGCCGCUACUGGACCCGGCGCGACGCCCAGGAGUGGCGCUGCGUGACGGACCGCACCAGGACCCAGCGGAUCCGCCUCCAGUGUGUGGACGGCAGCUCCCGCACCUACAAGAUCCAGGCCGUGACCUCCUGUAAGUGCAAGCGCUACUCCCGGCAGCACAACGCCUCCGUGCAGCAGCACACGGACAGCGCCGGCGCCGGACCGGGACCGGCCCAGACUCCCGCCGGGCCCAAGAAGAAGAGGGGGAAGAGUCCGCGCCGGCCCGCUCAGGAGGCUCAGGACGCGGCCCACACCAAACACUGAGUCC
This is a messenger RNA of Clupea harengus (Atlantic herring), 744 nucleotides long. RefSeq names its product sclerostin domain containing 1b (gene sostdc1b). Gene Ontology annotation, biological process: negative regulation of BMP signaling pathway; negative regulation of Wnt signaling pathway. Lineage: Eukaryota; Metazoa; Chordata; Actinopteri; Clupeiformes; Clupeidae. The record is from RefSeq and is a predicted model, not a curated record. Gene Ontology annotation, molecular function: BMP binding.